This is a messenger RNA of Athene cunicularia (burrowing owl), 3342 nucleotides long. RefSeq names its product ubiquitin conjugating enzyme E2 V2 (gene UBE2V2). Gene Ontology annotation, biological process: protein K63-linked ubiquitination; DNA damage tolerance. The record is from RefSeq and is a predicted model, not a curated record. NCBI's taxonomy places the organism in Eukaryota, Metazoa, Chordata, Aves, Strigiformes, Strigidae. Bases 18 to 452 code for a protein of 144 amino acids. Gene Ontology annotation, cellular component: nucleus. The transcript has 4 exons.
GGGGGGGUUUGGACAAGAUGGCUGGAUCCACAGUUAAGGUACCUCGUAAUUUUCGCUUGUUGGAAGAACUUGAAGAAGGGCAGAAAGGAGUGGGUGAUGGUACAGUAAGCUGGGGCCUUGAAGAUGAUGAAGAUAUGACACUCACCAGAUGGACAGGAAUGAUUAUUGGGCCACCAAGGACAAACUAUGAAAACAGAAUAUACAGUCUGAAAGUAGAGUGCGGACCUAAAUAUCCAGAAGCACCUCCUACAGUUAGAUUUGUAACUAAAAUUAAUAUGAAUGGAAUAAAUAAUUCCAAUGGAAUGGUGGAUGCACGGAGCAUACCAGUGUUAGCAAAAUGGCAAAAUUCUUAUAGCAUUAAAGUUGUACUUCAAGAGCUAAGACGUCUAAUGAUGUCCAAAGAAAAUAUGAAGCUUCCACAACCUCCAGAGGGACAAACUUACAACAAUUAAUUUUAGCUGAUUCUCAAACUUCUGUCUUAAAACAACAUCCUUCUACUCAUGUUAAUGUCUUGAUUAAAUCUCACGAUGCAAACACCCACACAUUAAAGAAUUCCAGCUGGUAUACAUGACCUGGACAUUUGUAAGAAUAUAUAUAAUAUAUGUAUGCCCAAUAUGUUUUCAGGCACUAUGGGAGAAAAAGGCAGCACAAUUAUUAUUUUUUUUUCUCUUAUCGAGGCACUGUCAUUUAAGCAUAAGCCUGAAAUAGCCUAAAAUUGGAAUUCAGGUUUUACAAGAUGAAAGCAUGACAGAAAGUGUCAGAUUGCUGUGGAAUAAUAUAUGUUUCUGAAAAUAAUCUCUUGAGAAGGCAAAAUAUAAAUGGCAUGCUUUAUCCAUCUUGCUUAGUAAAAGAGCUGCAGUAAAAUUUGUUUUAAAGUAGCGGGUACAGUGAAUACCAUUGCUCAUCUUGUUUAAUUUUGCAAGGGUGUGGGUGCCGACUACUAGUAGUGUCACAAAGUAUGUUCAGGAUUGUUUUGAUACCUGUAUUUAUAAAAUGGGGGGAUUCAUUUCUGUUAAGCAGCUCCUGUGUGUUACAUGUAUUGGACAUGGCAAAUAUUUGUUUACAGUCUUUGUUCUAAUAAACCAUGCAUUUAAGUUUUAGUGAAACAAAGGAAAUGUAUGGAUAUGUGAUUGAGAUUAAAGUUAGUCUUAAAAUGUAAAUAAAAUGUGGAAAGUGUCUGAGGCUGUGCCAUUUCUAUAAUAGUGAUGUAAUAUAUGUACAGUAACUUGCAGAAGUAUUGGAAAGCCAAACAUAAUAUUGCUGCUGGUUUUACAUGCACCUUUUAUUCUUACCACUUUUGUAUGCUUAAUUUAGUUGAGAGGUCAAGGUAUUCCAUUUGUUGCAGGGGAGUAAGUUCGUUCAUCUGUACUACCACUUCUUUAGCCAAGCUUGCACUCUGUGUGUGUAUCUAUAUAAUUAAAAAACCAAACCAAACAACCCCAAAAUAAAAAAAAACCCCUUGCCUCCCCAUCUCCCCUUUACCUCCUCUCUAGAUUCUUUUGAAAACUGAGCAUAACUUUCACUUUGCUUACUUGACCUCCAAGCAGUUUUCAGACCACAUUGUGAAGUCUGUCCUACUUCUUAGUCUUUUGUCUUGCUUUUGUAGUUAUUGCCUUGAUUCUUGCUUUCUUGCAUCUUUUCCUCUUUUAUGUUUCUUGCCUUUUUUUCUUGUCUGUUCCACUUUUGUCUUUUCUGAAACACACAAAAAAGAAACUUCAGGAAGCUUUAAUAAAAAUUAAACCUGUGGUACAGAUCAUCAUAUUCCUGUCUGCAUUCCAUGUAUCAUAUGCCAUGCCACCACUGUCUUCAUAGCUAGAAUGCUUUUUGCCACUCCUGCAAUUGUUGGUCAGUUUUUUCAAUGUAUUCUGUCAGGUGGGAACACUGGUUUUAGUUCUGUUACUGAUUUCUCAUGAGAAAGUAGUUAAUGCCAUCCAUUUGGAAAUUAUUCCUUCCUUUUGCCCACUUCCCCCCUUGGAAAAUGCAAGCCUUUGUUCAUUUCGGUGAGAACAUGUAACGGAUGCUAGUCAUCUAUUUGCAUUCAAAAUUUUAUUUAGUGGUUCACUUUGAAAAAGUGACUAUAAUCAAAAGCCAUCAACAGCCAGGUAACUUUCUUUAAUAUGCCUUUGCCUCUUUCAGAUGUAAAGAUGAACCUUUAAAAGCAAUAAAGUAGGUGGGUUUUUUUAAAUUACAAGGUUUAAUUAGUAUUUGUCAGUUUAUGCUUUUUAGACAAAUUGGACACUUCUAGAAUUGGUGGAUUUGUAGCUGCCAGCUACCUCAUGUCUGUAUUUAUAUAACAUAUCAUUUGUGAUGGUUUGGCUGAAGUGCAUUGCAACAUUUUCUUACUUGAUUUAAUUUGAAUGAUUUUGAUGCCAUUAAAUCUUUUCUUACACUAACACUGAUAAUCUAUAUUUAAUCAAUUAAAAUAAUGGAACUGUACAGUUCUGAGAUGUGAAUUUUUGGGAAGAUUUCAGCAUCAACUAUUGAGAGAAUGAGAAAUACUUGUAGACUAUUAUAUGGUUGGUAACAUAAUUUAAGUAACUGGCUUAUUCACAAAGCAUGAAAAAGGGAUGGUUGAUUGCUUGCUUGUAUAUAGUGCAAGUUGAUCCCAUAACAGUUAUUCCUUCUUGUCUGUACUCUGUUUCUGUCUGUGAAAAUCUGCAUAUCCAGCUGUAAGCAGAUAGAUUUUUCAGAAGAAAAUAGAAGUGAUGGAGAGAGUUGACCUGAUCUCUGACCCCAGGGUAUGUAAUACAACGGAUGACUCUUAAAAGUGUUCCUGCAGUGAUUUUAAGUGUGUUGGUUUUCCAUUUUGCUCACACUGGAACAAGUCUACAUGUAUUUAAGAAAUUUUUAAAUGUCUUUGACUACUGCAUAAAGUCAAGAGCCUCCUCAAAACUUUUAUAACCUGAAGAUUUUGAAGCACUGCUGCUCACUCUCCUACAGAAAGGUUACGUUGUUUUACAGGUAUCUGUCUGAUCAGUGUUUAGUAACUGUUUUCUAGUGUUCUCGUGGUUUCUCUUAGGUAACCUACUUCAAUGCCAGAAUUUUAAUUUUCCUCUUAGAAGUAUUUAAUUUGUGUUGUAUUCUUUUGGCAAGAUCUGAAUUUGCUAUUGUUAGCACAUGUGUAUUUUUUUCUUCUCAAAACUGUAUUUAUACAUCUUGUAAAGUAGAGCACCAUUUUAAGCCAGUUGUAUGAGGGGCAAAGUGCAAAAGUUCUAAAUAUAAUUGCAUUUGAAAAUUCAUGUCAUGUUUGUGGUCAUCAACUAGGAUGUAAACUAGCUUUGUGUUUUGAAGCAUUCUUGUGUUUUGGUUGUUGAGGGAGGGAUAAGUUUACUAUGAAGAAAA